GCCGACUUCCGGUUGGUGCGACUUCCGGCGGCGCUUUGAGCGUGCGAAGAUGGCUGCAACCAAGAGGCAGCGUGGAGCUGGCAAGGGAGCCCCGGCAGAGCCGAGGAGGAAACGCGCCAAGAGAGCUCCGGGGACAGAGGGCGAGGGCCAAGGCCCGUCCGCUGAGGCCACCCCGGGGCCGGAUGAGCACGUCGUCCCGGCCCCGGUCUCGCAGGGCAAAUGGAAAAACAAAGAGAGAGUUCUCAUUUUCUCUUCCAGAGGAAUCAAUUUUAGGACAAGGCAUCUCAUGAAAGACUUAAGAACAAUGAUGCCCCAUGCUAAAGCAGACACCAAAAUGGACAGGAAAGAUAAGCUGUUUGUAAUUAAUGAGGUAUGCGAAAUGAAAAAUUGCAAUAAAUGCAUAUUUUUUGAAGCAAAGAAGAAGCAGGAUCUUUAUGUGUGGCUUUCAAAUGCCCCCCAUGGACCAUCAGCAAAGUUUCUAGUACAGAAUAUUCACACGCUGGCCGAGCUGAAAAUGACUGGGAAUUGUUUGAGAGGCUCCCGGCCCAUUCUGUCUUUUGAUAAGGCGAGUAUCAAUCUCUUAGGAUACCAUAUUACCUUCUGUUAUCUUACAAUCAAUUUUUUUUGGCCGAUUUCUAAAAUACUGACUUUCUUCCCACAGACUUUCGACCAGGAGCCACAUUAUGCUGUGCUGAAAGAGCUGUUCAUUCAGAUUUUUGGUACUCCUCUGUAUCAUCCCAAAAGCCAGCCUUUUGUAGAUCACGUCUUCACAUUCUCCAUAACAGACAAGAGGAUUUGGUUUCGAAAUUACCAGAUAAUAGAAGAUGGAGCCCUGGUAGAAAUUGGGCCGCGCUUUGUCUUAAACCUUAUCAAGAUCUUCCAGGGCAGUUUUGGAGGACCAACCCUGUAUGAAAAUCCUCAUUACCAGUCUCCAAAUAUGCAUCGCCGGGCAAUAAGACUAGCCACAGCUGCAAAAUUCAGAGAGAAGCAACAAUUGAAAGAGCUGCAGAAACUGAAGAAGAAGGAAGAGAAGCCGCUGAUUCCUGAAGAUCCCACAGAAGUUGUUUUUGAAACGCCAGCUGAGGAAAAGCCUGAGGAAAUACAGCUAGUGAAGCCAGAGCCCAAAAUGAGCCUGAAGAAGAAAAAGAAAAACAAACUACAUCAGCGCUCGAGGAAGCUGAAGAGAAAACUUGGUGGAACUGGAGUCUGAAACAUUUAAAAAGGGGACUUUUUAAAUUAUCUACAACCAUUUAAACAGCUUUUACUACUUUUUUGUAACUGGUUUGUGUACAUUAACUUUAUAAACUGUCUGCAUCAUUGA
Messenger RNA from Podarcis raffonei (Aeolian wall lizard), 1321 nucleotides. RefSeq names its product biogenesis of ribosomes BRX1 (gene BRIX1). Gene Ontology annotation, cellular component: nucleolus. The record is from RefSeq and is a predicted model, not a curated record. The transcript is spliced from 9 exons. Gene Ontology annotation, molecular function: rRNA binding. Bases 50 to 1210 code for a protein of 386 amino acids. NCBI's taxonomy places the organism in Eukaryota, Metazoa, Chordata, Lepidosauria, Squamata, Lacertidae. Gene Ontology annotation, biological process: ribosomal large subunit assembly; rRNA processing.